AUGGGCGACGGGAAAAAGGGCGAUGCCUUCCUCACGCCUAGGGUCUUAGGCCUGCUGGGGAUCCUUGUGUGGAUGAUCGUGGGCGUGCGGCAGCUGCUCACCACAGAGGCUAGCUAUCAGAUCGGUCCGAACGAUAUCCUGAUCGACGCUCAAAUGACGGAGGACGCGAUCGACGCGGUGGAGCUGCAGCGGCGGAGACUGCGCCUCGCGGACCGGCGCUACCUCACGCUGCCCGAGUUCACCGAGUUCUGCCACGACACCCCCGGGUGCUACCUGCCGCCCACGACGGCCCCCCUGACGCGCAACGAGGUGCUCUUCGUCGUCGCCACCUCGGGCGCGAUGCAGGACGUCUUCAUGCCGGCCAUCCUGCGCACCUGGGGCGCCAUGGGCAUGGUCUUCGCCUUCUCCGACCGCCCGGACGAGAACCUCUCGGUGUUCUCGCCCCCCGGCCUGCUCGGCGCGAACGCGAACGGCGACGACCAGAAGCGGCAGCCCAAGGGCUUCAAGUGGCUGAUGCAGGAGCCGCAGUUCUCCGACUUCCACCUCGAGGACGUCAAGUGGGUCGUGUUCGCGGACGACGACACGUGGAUCAACGCCCCGCGGCUCCUGGGCUUCCUCGGGCGCAUCAACUACGAGCUGCCGCUCGCGAUGGGGUACUUUUGGGACGAGGUGUUCUCACACACCGCGCACAUGUCCGCGGGCGCCGGAAUGAUCUUCUCGGCCGCCGCGGCGCAGCGCCUCGGGCAGCACCUGUACGGCGGCCGCUGCAAGGCCGAGGCGUUCAGCGGCGUCGUCUGGGCGGACGUGUUGCUCUCGACGUGCGCCCACGACCUCAAGGCGCUGAGCGUGCACUCGUACCUCUUCCACGCCAAGCCCCAGGAGAACCUGCUCUUCGGCGGCCAGCAGAUGGACCCGAGCGCGAUCAAGGAGGCCUUCACGUUCCACGUCGCCACUGCCGACGAGCAGGAGGUGAUGACCGACAUCGUCCUGCGGAACCUCAAGGGGGCCAUCGAACGCCCGACGUGA
Molecule: messenger RNA, 1026 nt
Organism: Pedinophyceae sp. YPF-701
Lineage: Eukaryota; Viridiplantae; Chlorophyta; Pedinophyceae
Source: the annotation of a GenBank genome assembly